CGUACUUGCAAAAACAACACACUGCGAAUCUCGCAUUCCGCUCAAAUCGAAUCCCCCUCAAUGAAUUAUUGUCUUGGCGCACGAUCAAUCCGAUGUGGACUAGUCUUUCAGCUCUAGGGUUGCAACUUGUUAUUAGUGCCUCGAUGGCCGCCGCUCUGCGGCUGCGAUGUGAUACUGGUGCAGAAGCUUGGUUUUCCACCGCAGAUGAUCUGAUGUAUGGGUUGUGUAGGGAUGUCACGGAGUAUCCGUCACGGUGGAUGAUGGAUGAGGGGAGCCUGAUAUUGAUAUUGAAAAGGAAUGUAUAUUGUCAUCAAGUCAGCUCCGAGGUUAUUAAAUCCUGCGACAUUAUCGUAAUCUUGGAAAGCUUGGAUUAUUGUAUGAUAGAUCCAUAUCAAACAUUUGCUUGUGAUGUAUUGGCCAUAUAAGGUUCGAGUAUUACCAGAAGAAAAGAAACGAAGGUUCAAAAAGCUGUGACGAGGAAGCAAACAACUUCACCGCACUUGACUGCAUUGAAUUGCAGGUAAUUUUACACUCGAGGCUCAGCCAGCCCCUACCAGGAAUGAUGAUCUGACGCAUAAGUUCCGAAUCCUCACUUACAUAAACCCCCCCAAGCGGGUUAUUGUAGGCAGCCCCCAAUCAAAAUGACAACACUGGAUAGACAGGUUCAUUGGCAGCAUUGCAGUGAGCCGCAACCAUCAGACAUAGCAAAAGAAAGACGGCGAC
This is a messenger RNA of Pseudomassariella vexata, 723 nucleotides long. RefSeq lists its product as uncharacterized. The coding region runs from base 93 to 425 and encodes 110 amino acids. The record is from RefSeq and is a predicted model, not a curated record. NCBI's taxonomy places the organism in Eukaryota, Fungi, Ascomycota, Sordariomycetes, Amphisphaeriales, Pseudomassariaceae. The transcript has a single exon.